AGGCGCAAGGAGGUCGACAGCGCACUUGAGGAGAUCAUUAAGCGGGAGUUCGGCGACCGGGUCGAGGACAUGUACGAGGUGCAGGGCCUCGCCGUCACCCUGGAGAAGCAGGGGCGCGGGUACGCCACCGCGCUCAUGCGCACGAUCCUUGACAAGAGCGACGCGGAUGGGAAGGACUCUUGGGUGAUCACUGGACGAUCGCACACGUUCUACGCGACGCUGGGCUACACGAUCGUCGGGAAGGGUCAGACAGGCGGCGAGAAUCUGACGUGGCCUCACGGGCCUGUCGAUUGGAUCGUAGUAUGUUUUGCUGCCCAUAUGUAUACGAAAGACGCGCUCAUACCGACUCUCCAGAUGCAUAGAUCCGCGGGUCGCGUGCCCUCUCCGUGA
Molecule: messenger RNA, 390 nt
Organism: Epithele typhae
Lineage: Eukaryota; Fungi; Basidiomycota; Agaricomycetes; Polyporales; Epitheliaceae
Exons: 2
Source: RefSeq, a predicted model, not a curated record